Penaeus indicus is the source of this 3722-nucleotide messenger RNA. Its product is annotated as heterogeneous nuclear ribonucleoprotein R-like. The transcript has 5 exons. The record is from RefSeq and is a predicted model, not a curated record. NCBI's taxonomy places the organism in Eukaryota, Metazoa, Arthropoda, Malacostraca, Decapoda, Penaeidae. The coding region runs from base 30 to 608 and encodes 192 amino acids.
CUGAGACAGAUCACCUCACAGGAGAAAGGAUGCCUGUGCCCCCAGCCAUGCUGCGUGGUGGGCGGGGAGGGGGUCGAGGGGGCGGCCGCAGUGACUAUGAUUAUGAUUACGACUAUUAUGGUUAUGGAGAUUAUCAAGGUGGCUACAGUGACCCGUAUUACGACGACUAUUACCGUUAUGAAGAUUACUAUUACGAUUACUCCCCUCAACCAAUGGGGCGUGGUCGCACCAAAUCAGUGCCGGCUGGCCGUGGGUAUGGUAUGGCGAGCCGUGGCCGCGGCGCUGGCCCCUCCCCCCGUGGGGGGCGGGGUAUGGUGCCCCGAGGGGGGGCCAUGGGGGGGCGUAUGACUCGGCCGCCGCGCGCGGGGCAGGGGUUCAGAGGGUCCGCCAGGGGGGCAAAUCUAGCAGGUAAAAGAAAGUUGGAUGGCGGGCACCAGAACGAGGGGGACUCUAAGAGACGGUUCCAGAACACCGGUGCUAGCUGGGGGAACCAGCCUAUCCCACAGCAGCCGCUGAGCUCAUACAGUGGGGCCAACGGCAGCACGUACGGCGGGGCAGGCGGGGACCAGCAAUGGUACCACGACAGCUAUCCACAGUCGUGGAGCUGAGGUGUAAGCGGGUGGGCCGCCAGCACCAGGUGUAGAGGGUGGGGCGGGGGCAUGGCGGGGCACAACUCCACCAAGUACAGUAUGUCAGUCUGUCCAGACAAGCCUGAUUUCAGGCACAAAGGACAUUCCUGCCACUUGUAUGUAUGGGAGAAGUAUCGGUGCUUGCACCAGAUAUUGGGCCCAUGGGUGAUGGCCGCCCCACCAAUGCUGCGUCAGUGGGGACUGGAGAGGGUCGGCUGCCGAUUCCCGGCUGAGCUUUAGUUUGGUCGGGGUAAGGGGGCCGCAGUCCACCCCACCAGUGAGACAUGUACCUGAAAAACAUCUCCACCAUACCCAAACCCACCAGGUCAGUUGGGUAAUAAAACAUAACUAAAUCUAGUAGGAGGAAGUCUCACAAGAGUGCUGCUCUAAAUUUUAUCACUGUCAACCACUAGGAUGAAAAAAGCCAAACUGUGUUCAUAGAAAUUUCUCUCCAGUGGUUUUAAUGAGCAGGCUGUUUUAUUCCCGCUUACUUUGUGUUUCACAUGCAAUCUUCUUGUCUUUCAAAUAAAAUCUAAAAGAAUAGUUCCCAAUACAAACCUCUAAUGUCCAGCAGUUUGCCCCCCUAGUUCUGGAGACUAAUCAAUUCAGUGGAAAUGGUUAGUGGAAAAUAGCUGCCCAAAUUCCUGUAUUAGAAUUGAUGUCAAUGAUACAACAUCAGUACCAUUUCCUAUUAUUCAGGUGUGUCCAUCGAUAAAGAUUUUGCCUUCCUCUUCAUUAAGUAUAAUACAAGGUAAUUGUACAGGGGAAAUUGCCAAUGGAAUUUUCUUGUUUAUUAGCAUCUAUAAGCAACUUGUCAAAGUUACGAUAGCAGCAUCAGCAUCAGGUCCUUCCAUCCAGUUUGCCCCAUAAUACACUGUUUAUACUUUUUUUUUUCUUUUUCUUUUUUUAAAUUUUUUUGAAUUAUUAACAUUAUUUUCCCCCCAAAAAAGGCGGUCCUGCAUGCACAUUUCAGUGACCACACUAUUUUCUUUUGGUAUCCCUAAAUGCUGUGUCCACUGAAUAACUCUUGAACCUUGCUACUUGAUUUGUAGUUCUUAGUUGGCAUUAAGCAGAUGCUCAGUGCAAGAUUGAAUCAAUGCUCGUGAACUUAUUGGAAUGUUGUCAAACCAAUUCAAUGGAACCCGGUAAUUUAAGAUUUAACCCAUAUAGAUAUUGCAGUAUUUGAAUUUAAGCAUGAUUUCUAUGGAUUUUCUUAUGUACUAAUUAGAAAGAUCCAUAUUCGAUGAUUGUAGACUGAUUGAGGUGACUGUUGUAGUAUGAUUGGUCAGAUAAUUAAUUUGUUUGGAUCUGUACAUAUCCGGAAUGCAGAUGUUGUUACUCAUUGGGAUCUGUGGAGGGGCGACCAGUGUUAAGACACACACUGCCAGUCACAGGGAAAGAUUUGGUGUGUUUGGAUGACAAAGCAGUUAUCUUUGGUGGAGAUUGGACCAACUGGCUGUGACUAACUUGCGAAGACUUGAAAUGUAAGAGUUUAUUGUGUGUGUUAUCUAGGAGCUAUCAAUAUAGAGGAUUCUUGGGGAUUUGAAAAGUCUUUCAGUUCUCCAAGAUUCCUGUCCGAAAGGAUGAAUUGUAGUUCCUGAUAAUGAAUUGUUGUAUUCAUAGUUAUAAGACUUUCUUGUGAUAAGUAAUGAGAGCUAGUUAUUAGAUGCUCCUUUUUUUCUGAAAUAUCAUGAAUUGUAUGAUAAUCGGACUGCACACUGAUAAGCUGUGCAAAAGCUAAUAUUUUUAUGGGCUUUUGUUUGGCCUUUAUUCUUUUAAAUGUGUUAUUACAAGAUGUGAAUUUAUUAAUCUAAGUUUGUUUUGGUCAAAAGAUAAAUAUGUAUUACCUAAACAAAAGUUAUUCUAAUAUUCUAAUUUUAUGAGAUUAAAAAAGAGCUAGGCAAUUAGAUAUAUUACAUGUAAUACUGCAGCUUGAUUAGUAAUGAUUGGAGUGUGAUUUUAAGCUGCAGUAUAAUCAAUUUGACCCUCAAGUUUUAGACUUGUGAUGACCUUGAACCAGACUUAUGUACUACACGCUGAGAAUUGGCACUAGAAUGAUCUUUGGCUCUGUAAGAAAAAAACUAAAAAGAAAAAAGAUUAAAAAAAGGUUGAGAAAGAUUCAGUGGAAAUUCAAAUAUUUCAGCUUCUGCCAGAUUUAUGAAUUGGGUAUGCCAGUUGUGGUGUUGGCUACAAUAUGUCACUAAUUUUUGUGACCAUGCAGCUUGCACCAGCCUUCGGUUGUGUGCUUUUUACUGCAUGUGUUUAUUAUCUUAUUUAAUACUACCUGCACUAAAUAUCUGGGCAUUAAAUGUUAUUGCUUUUUAUAAUUUUUAUAUGUAGAUGAUAUUUGCAAAGAUGUAUUUUAAAAAUUGCAAAGGUUAUUUGCAUACAAGUCUCCUAAAAUGAAUAACUUGACUCCUGUAGCUAUGGACAACACGCUGGACUUGAUUACAUUUUUUAUUACACAUUUCAAUUAUAUAGAGAAAAAAAUUCACCAUGUGUCAUUGUACUUUCUGGGACAUCAUAAAGCUAUAUAGACAAAAUGGAAAAAUGUAUGCCAUGAAAUAUUCCAGAAUUUGGCCCAGUUUCAUGUACUAAUGGGUCACUGUAAAAUAUUAAGACAUUUGCCAUCUAGUUGUGGUAGUAGGGUCGCUGUGGUAUUAUGCAUUGUGGCGAGUGAAGGUCGGUUAUCAACAGGCUUCAAACUUGUAUGCCAUUCCUGUUAACACUAGCCUUACUGCAUAAGUCUUGUCAUUUCUAAAACAGGAUUGAGCAUGUGCCACUUAGAUUUUCUUUCUGAUCUAUAAUCCUGCAAAAUAUAUUGUGGAAAGAGUUUACUUUGUUAGAACAUUUUUCUUUAGUUUUAUCUACCAUACCGUCGAUGACACAACGUCCACAAAACUUUUUAAAAGUUUGUCAGGAGAUAUUGGUGAUGUAUGCCUGUAUUGUCCAUUGUAAGGUUUGUAGUUUGUUCAAGAGGUGGUUGCCUUAGCCAAGAGGACUGAAGGGAGGGUAGUACCACAAGCUGGAUCUUGGGAGUCCGAGGCUCGACUGUACCCAGUGAUUGAAUGGAAGUAAAGGAGAUUUCCAUUG